Messenger RNA from Cynoglossus semilaevis (tongue sole), 3903 nucleotides. RefSeq names its product RAS guanyl releasing protein 3 (calcium and DAG-regulated) (gene rasgrp3). The coding region runs from base 1233 to 3476 and encodes 747 amino acids. Gene Ontology annotation, cellular component: plasma membrane. Gene Ontology annotation, biological process: Ras protein signal transduction. The transcript has 19 exons. The record is from RefSeq and is a predicted model, not a curated record. NCBI's taxonomy places the organism in Eukaryota, Metazoa, Chordata, Actinopteri, Pleuronectiformes, Cynoglossidae. Gene Ontology annotation, molecular function: guanyl-nucleotide exchange factor activity; calcium ion binding.
AAAGCCAUAUAAAGCUGAAAUAUCAUUAAUGUUUAUAUUCAUAUUUAAUAAUUUGCUGAUGAUGCACAACGGUUUUUGAAAACAUCGGUCUGUUUUGCGUCAUGCAGAAACGCCAGUGAGGUUCUAGUGACCCUACAGGAGUUGGGAAGGUGUGUGAUGGAGGUCAGAUCGUUUUUUUUUUUUUUGUUCAAAGCACGCUGCAGGAUGUGGCGUCAGUCUGUUUUUGUUUGGGCAGACAUUUUUAGAAGUUCAGAGACAAAACAAUGUGCACAGCGUCAUUGGAUGGAAACAGGGGACAAGGCACACGGACAACAAAACAAUGCACAAGCACACACACACACACACGCAUGUGUUUCUCUGUCGCACCCGUGAACACACGUGAACACACGGGGACAGUUAGGUAACAGACGGUAAUGCUCGUCGAGUGAUUUCAACUCUGCCCUCUGCGUACAUGUCACUGGACACAUUACGGGCAGGGAAGACGACACAGAAACAAACACGAACGUGUGCACGGGAUUGGGAUUGUGAUUCAUUUCCUGCUCUGCUCUUUUCCACUUUACCUUGUGUGUUCCCUAUAUUUAGCUCAGUCCAAGGAAACCGAGCCACGCAGGCAGGAAAACUAAGUUUGGAAAGAAUUGGAGGAAGUCUAGUGGCCAUUUAGACAAACAACACACUGCUACACACACAGACAGUGUGGGGAUCAGUUGUGGCUGAAUGUGUAGCAGUGCUGAAAAGGCCCCCCGAGACAAAAGGCUUCGCAGAGACACAGGGUCAUCAGACAAAAGGACCGGCAAACUCUGGGAUACCGUACGGACCAGUGGACAGCGAUGCCAGAGUUGGCAGGACGGUUGUGGCUCCUGGUGGACCUCGGUGGAUUUGUACAUUAAGGGACAUCGGGGUCUCAGAUGAGGGACAGCACUUGCGUAUGGGCGUAUGUGUGUCACAUGGUCGGACUAGGCUGCACCUCCAGGCUGUUGUAUUGACCCAAAGAGUUGGAGGAGGUGACGGUGUAGCACAUGCUCCACCAUGGGAGUCUCUCUGUGAGUCCAGGCCAGUAAACGCCCACAGAGCUUUGGCGGCCACAGCUUCAGUUACACUGUCCACGGACUGAGCCCUACACUGGAUGCUGGCUGGAGAGCUGCUGCACAGCUCAUCUUGUGCUGUAAUGAACACGAGCUGUCCGUCGGUGAAGCCGUGAACGUGAUGAGAGUGCGUGACCUGUAGCUCCUGACAUGACAUCGUACCACAGAGGGAACGCGAGUGAUAUACACAUACAUCAAUUGUUCUUCCAAAGUCCGAAGAAAAUCCUGAGUGGUCCGAAAUUCCGGAUUACGCGUUUUGGCUUUUGUGGCCCUAAAACUAUGGGAUCGUCCACUUUGGGAAAGGCAGCGACACUUGAUGCUCUCUUACAUGAAUGCGUUGAGGCUUUCGAAGACAAUGGGAAACUGCAGGACAACCACCUUCCCCGCAGCCUCCUGCUGAUGCACCGCUGGUAUGUUACCUCUGCAGAGCUGGCAGGAAAACUACUAAUGAUGUAUCGCAACUGCAACGGAGACGACUACCAAAGGACCAGACUGAAGAUUUGUUAUUUAAUGAGGUACUGGAUUGUCACGUUCCCUGCAGAGUUCAACCUUGACCUUGGUCUGAUUAGGAUUACAGAAGAGUUUAGAGGCGUUGCGGCUCAUCUCGGCAGCGAGGAGCAUUUCAAACUCAUCGACAUCUCCACCAUUCCUUCUUACGAUUGGAUGCGGAAGCUGACCCAGAGAAAGAAGCAGACUAAGAAAGGCAAGGCCUCGCUGCUGUUCGACCACCUGAAGCCCAUCGAGCUGGCCGAACACCUCACCUUUUUGGAGUUCAAGUCCAUCCGGAGGAUAUCGUUCACCGAUUACCGCAGCUACGUGAUCCACAGUUGCCUGGUUGACAAUCCAACUCUGGAGCGGUCCAUCGCACUCUUCAAUGGAGUUUCGCAAUGGGUCCAGCUUAUGGUACUGAGCAAGCUAACGCCUCAAACCCGUGCGGAGGUCAUCACCAAGUACAUCAACGUGGCUCAGGAACUUCUGCACCUCCAGAACUUCAACACGCUCAUGGCGUUGGUCGGAGGACUGAGUCACAGCUCCAUAUCCCGACUUAAGGAGACUCACUCCUAUCUGGCUCCGGAGGUCAUGAAGGUGUGGAGGGAGAUGACAGAGUUGGUGUCUUCCAGCAACAACUACUCCUGUUACCGUAAGGCCUUCAGUGAGUGCCAGGGCUUUAAGAUACCCAUCCUGGGCGUGCACCUCAAGGACCUGAUUGCAGUGCACGUGGUCUUCCCUGACUGGGUGGACGACAAUAAUAAAGUCAACCUGGUGAAGAUGAAUCAGCUCUACGUGACGUUUUCGGAGCUGAUGUCUCUGCAGAGUGCAGCCGCGCAGGUUGAGCCCGACAUGGACCUGAUCUACCUGCUGACGCUUUCUUUAGAUCUUUACUACACAGAGGACGAGAUUUACGAGCUGUCGUUGCUCAGGGAGCCUCGUAACUCAAAAUCACUGCUUGCUUCGCCAACGACUCCCAACAAGCCUAUGGCUCCCCUGGACUGGGCCUCCGGCGUCACCACAAAACCAGACCCGACAGUGGUCAACAAACACAUCAGAAAAGUGGUGGAUUCUGUGUUCAGGAAUUACGACUACGAUCACGACGGUUAUAUUUCUCAAGAGGACUUUGAGAGCAUCGCUGCUAACUUUCCUUUCCUGGAUUCCUUCUGUGUUUUGGACAAGGAUCAAGACGGACUGAUCAGCAAGGAUGAAAUGAUGGCCUAUUUUCUUCGCGCUAACCCAGUGCAGUGUAAAAUGGGACCAGGAUUCAUCCACAAUUUCCAGGAGAUGACUUACCUGAAGCCCACCUUUUGUGAACAUUGUGCUGGAUUUUUGUGGGGAAUUAUCAAACAAGGCUACAAGUGCAAAGACUGUGGCGUUAACUGCCACAAACAAUGUCGAGAGCUGUUGGUUCUGGCCUGUAGGAAGCUUCUGCGCUCGGGUUCUGUGGGCAGCGCCAGCCCUGCCAGACUGUCCCACAGUUCACUGCCCAGCAGCCCAACACUGCCCACCUGUAAAGAUGAGGACGAGGUGUUCAAGUUCCCGUGUGUCUCUGCAGCCAGUGCCACUCAGGGCACUCAGUCCAUCACCCUGAUGACUGGUUCAGCUCAGAGGAUCUCAGUGCGUCUGCAGAGGGCCACCACGAGUCAGGCCACGCAGACCGAGCCCCUUUGGCCAGGACACAGCUGGGGCUCCUCACACAGUGGCCCUCACACUUUCCCCAAAAUGAAAUAUAGGACUCACAGGAGGUCUUCUAAAAACAAAGGUGUGGCUACGCGGGAUGCGCUGAAUGGCAAGCAACACCAGGCGGUGACAUCACGAUGUAGCUUGGAGUCUCAAGAAAAGUUUGAUGUCUCACAAGAGCUCGUGCAGAACGGGGUUACGCCCAGACAUGAGAACAGCUGACUUGUCGACGGUCCAAUCCAAGGCUCCAGAAACUCACAAGCUCCAGGAACCAGGAUGUUCUCCUCUCUGGGGCAGGCGCUGAGCUGCCUGAGGUUCCCCUUCAGUGACCUGAAGUCACUGUCUUGUCUGUAGCCCUCAGAACAGACAGACAGAGCUGCAUGAGAAGACUACCGUAUGGGGCACGGUAUCGCCACCUGCUGUAAAUCAAUGAGGAUUUACAGCCUUCGGCGGGAUCCCUCAGGAUGUAGUACGUCUGGAAUGAACAUGAAAUAAACACAAAAGUAAUGAAGUGUUGUGAACAGGAACGGUGACAGCAAAAUUGUUUACUAAAUGCAAAUUUGCUGACGUUGGACUCAAGAGAAGACAUUAACAUACUCUGACAUAAUAUUUAACUGAAUGUAUUACAAAUAAAAUGAAGGCGUCUGGU